AGGAGGUCAUGUCCCGCUGCUGUCACUCACAGGAGGAGAAGGAAAGAGUUUACCGCUCUGCCGCGCCGCGUCGCGCCGCUCCGCAGGACCAGCAGAACAGGAGCGGUGCAGUUCGCCUUCCCACCAGCGGCGGCGCUGUGACGACACAGAGCGGAAGUGACGUCGCUAAUGUUUAUCGUCCAAUCAGAGCCGCAGCGGGACGUUUUGAACAGCGAGCUGAAGAUUGUUUUGGUUUUUUUUAUUUCACAUUAUUGAAGUUUAAGACCGUCCCUGUUCCCUGCUGCGUUCUGAUUGGUCAUGGCCGAAGGUCAGACCCAGUCAUCAGCACACCUGGCUGGAGGGGCGGGGCUUCAGGAGGAGGGCGGGGCCAAUCAGGUGAGCGCGUACUGCAAAGAGCUGCUGAUGAGAGGAGGAGAGGAGUUCAGCUUCGAAGAGCUGAGAGCCGAAAGACUCAACCUGAGGACUCAACAGCAGCUGGACGAGAGGCUGCGGCGGCUGGCCCAGGUGAAGGAGCAGCUGAGUCAGGAGCUGGAGUACAAGAGGAAGAUGCUGCUGCUCAGGAGGAGUCAACAGGCUCAGUCUGACUCCGCCUCCUCCUUCACCGUCUACGACGAGUCCGCCGCUGCACGGCCUGCUGGAAAAUCUCCAAACGAGCUCCACGAUGAUGUUUUCCUCCGUCCUGAUGAGAGAAGAUCCGUUCUGCAGGUCCAGCAUCCUCCUCCAGAUCAUCAAAGGGGGACGGCUGAAGACCUCCGUACUCAGGUGGUGUCCCAGAAACCAGCGAAUAAACCCAGAGAGAAGCUGAGCCCCAUAGAGGAGACCAGUUCCCUGUCAGCCGGGGACUGUAGUCCACUGCAGGAGGACAUGGACCAGGACCAGGACAUGAACCAGGUCCAGGACCAGGACCAGGCUGCUGGUGGGGGCCCCGUGGAUCCGUGUGACCCUGACCUGCGGCGGCGCCUGCUGGACCUCAGUGAUGUCACUUCCUCUCCGGACUUCCACUCAGAGUCCCGCCCACUUCCUGCGGUGGAGGAGCGAGCGAGUGUCCAGCUGGGGGGCGUGUCCUUCCUGGUCUACUGCCGCGUCCUGCAGCGAGGCAGCGUCUCCGUCUACCGGGGGGUGUCCGUGUCCUCAGAGCGCUCCGUGGUCCUGUCGGUGGACGGCGGCCGCGUCCCCUGGGACUUCCACCAGUUCCUCCGUCUGAAGCGCAGCUCGCCAGACCCGGACCGCCUCCCCCAGGUCAGCUGCUUCCUGUUCCAGGACGGCUGCAUCACCCUCUACACCUCGCCGCCCAGACACGCCUUCACCGAGGUGUGUGUGUCCUCCGAGGCGUCAGCAGCCUGUAAAGCCGUCAGUCUGCUCCAGCUGGUGUCUCAGCUUCAGUCCUGCAGGCUGCUGCACCUGGACCUCCACCCUCAGGUCCUCACCUGCUGCCCCAGUGGCUCCCGGCCCCUCCCUGACUGGGUGUUCCCGGUGGACUGGUCCUCCUCGGUGGAUCUGGACCUGCAGGAGGUGACGGAGGUGCAGCAGCUGCCAUCUGCUCAGAACUACAUCAGCCAGGGCCUGCUGGCCCCCGGGGCCCCCCCUCACCUGGUGGACCUGGUGGGACUCGCUGAGACCGUCCACCUGCUGCUGACGGGACGCCAGCUGGUGGCGGUGAGGGACGGCGCCGGCUGGGCGGCGGAGCGCUUCGACCGGGCCGAGCCGAGCGAGGCGUCCCUCAGCGAGGACGUGUGGGCGGCGUUCUUCCGCUCGCUGCUGAACGCCGGCGGGCGCUCCCCGGAGUCGGUGCUGUCGGAGCUGACGCAGCAGCUGUCGGAGCUUUACCUCUGAAACUUCUUCUGUUUGUCUCUGUGUUUCUGUUUUCUGGUAAAUAAAUAAAUAAAUGAUGUUUUAAAAGA
Centropristis striata (black sea bass) is the source of this 1901-nucleotide messenger RNA. RefSeq names its product BUB1 mitotic checkpoint serine/threonine kinase Ba (gene bub1ba). The transcript has 13 exons. Gene Ontology annotation, molecular function: protein kinase activity. Bases 298 to 1833 code for a protein of 511 amino acids. Gene Ontology annotation, biological process: meiotic sister chromatid cohesion, centromeric; mitotic spindle assembly checkpoint signaling. The record is from RefSeq and is a predicted model, not a curated record. NCBI's taxonomy places the organism in Eukaryota, Metazoa, Chordata, Actinopteri, Perciformes, Serranidae.